AUGCAUCCAGAAUUUGUGAGACAAAGAGGGCGUUUUGCUGGUUUCUCGCUCUAUGUGUCAAACACAACUAUAAAGGAGGAUGGGUAUCUGUGUUACAAGAACGGACAGGAGUUACCGACCUUGGAUUUCGGUACAACUUGUGUCAAACAUGGACGUUACGUUAUAUUUUAUAAUGAAAGACUUGACGGAACGACUUAUCCUACCGGAUAUCAAACAUCCUAUGUUUACACUGAAUUAUGUGAAGUAACUGUAACAGGAUGUAAAGAAUCCGGUGUGUAUGGAAAUAACUGUGAUUUACCUUGUCCAAACAACUGUCAGGAAUUAAGAUGUGACAUUGUCAACAGAACGUGUUUGGGUUGUACUGCAGGAUGGAUGGGAGAGUUUUGUAAUGAAUCCUGUCCAGCUGGAUAUUACGGUCUACAGUGUACAUCUAUAUGUACUGGACACUGCAGAGACAACCUGUCCUGUAAUCACACCACUGGACAAUGUGACUAUGGCUGCGGUAAUGGAUGGACAGGAAUAGAUUGUAACACAGAUAGAUGA
Ostrea edulis (European flat oyster) is the source of this 543-nucleotide messenger RNA. RefSeq names its product multiple epidermal growth factor-like domains protein 10. The transcript has 5 exons. The record is from RefSeq and is a predicted model, not a curated record. NCBI's taxonomy places the organism in Eukaryota, Metazoa, Mollusca, Bivalvia, Ostreida, Ostreidae. Bases 1 to 543 code for a protein of 180 amino acids. Gene Ontology annotation, molecular function: scavenger receptor activity.